AUGGCUGUGUUGUGGCAGCAGCUCCGCUCCCUGUGGCAAGGUCGAGCUCUUGGUCUCCUCCGGCUCACCCUGCCUAUCUGUCUCCUUUGGCCGCCGUCUGGCUCCCUUGGCAGGGAUACGGAUGUCAGCGCCCCCCCUCUGCAGGGCUUCGAGGUGGUGAAGGGGAAUUUCUCCCAUCCCUUCCUGAGCGUGGGCUACCAUAAGAUAGUCGAGAUUCCUGCAGGAGCGCACAACAUCACAGUGCAGGAGACUGUCAAGAGCAGGAACUACCUAGCUCUCCGGACCCCGAGCGGCGCCUCCAUCGUCAAUGGCAACUGGGCGAUCGACAGGCCCGGCACCUUCGCCGCCUUGGGGACCCUGUUCACGUACCGCCGGCCCAACGAGAUCCGCUCUCGUAGCGGCGAGUCGAUCGCCGCGCCCGGGCCGACGACAGAGGGCCUGCAUGUCUAUCUGAUCUACCAGCAGCCAGGUGCCGGGGUGAACUAUGAGUACAACAUGCCGUUACAAAACGCACACCCCAGUCCUACGCCAGAUACACCCACCCCUGAUGUACUGUCUCUAGACGAAGACCUGAGCCGCGGCGAAAUCACGAGCAACGACAUCGCCGGAGAGAGACUCCACCCCAACCAGGUCCCGUCGGAUCCGGAGGUGAACUCUGAUCCCUUAUCUACCUACGCCUGGGCUCGGAUGGGAAAUACGGCAUGCAGCACCACCUGCGGCACCGGUAGACACCAGGUGCUAUGGGGGUGUGUAGAGAGGGAGCACCAGACCACUGUACCUGCCGACCUCUGUGACCCGGCCCUCCGACCCCCAAACCAGGAGAAGGACUGCUCUAACCAGUCUUGUCCUGCAAACUGGGACCUGGGGGAGUGGUCGGAGUGCAGCAGGAGGUGUGGUCCCGGGACUCAGCAUCGCCAGGUAAUCUGCCGCCAGGUCACCCAUGUACAUGACAACGGAACAGAGACGCUGGCAACGGUGGCAGCGGAGCUCUGUGGGACGUCUGAUAGGCCGGUGACCAAGUCUGUCUGUCAGCUGAAGAUCUGUAGCCAGUGGCAGAUACGCUCUGAAUGGAGCCCGUGCUCAGUGCCAUGUGGAGUGGGUCAGCGCAGCAGGGAGGUGGUGUGCGUGAGCGACCAGGGGGACGUUGAGGAGGACGAGGAGUGUAACGUGGGCCUGAAGCCAGACACGCUGCAAAACUGUGACAUGGGCGCCUGUGCCCGCAGCUGGUUCACCUCCCUCUGGAGCCAGCGGUGUUCUGCAGAGUGUGGUACAGGAAGUCGAACACGGAUGGCAGUAUGCCUGAUGGAUCAUACGACCAGUCUCCCGUUGGAUAGCUGUGAAGGGGAACGCCCAUCAGAGGUGACAUCCUGUGACUCGGGGCCGUGCCAAAACCGCAUAGAGUGGUACACGGGUCCUUGGAGUCAGUGUUCUGCUGAGUGCGGGAAUGGCACACAGACCCGUAAUGUGGCCUGUCUUCUCAAUGACAACGAUGGCGUCAAGGUUGUGGACCAAUCAAACUGCUCCCACCUGUCUCAGCCAAUCACCUCGCAGCCCUGCCAACUAAAGCUGUGCGGCGUGCAGUGGUACGUCACAGAAUGGAGUGCGUGUUCACGCUCCUGCAGCGGCGGCUACCGUGUGCGAGAGGUGCGCUGCCUUUCCGACAACGUCGCCCCGAGCGAGCGGUGCGAGCCCGGCGUGGCUCCGGAGAGCCGAGGCGAAUGCAACACCCAGCCCUGCCUGGCGGAGCUUGACCCGUCAUGCAGGGACCAGUACCACAACUGCGUUGUGGUGGUACAAGCCCGGCUGUGUGUGUACCCCUACUACAGAACCGCCUGCUGCGCCUCCUGCUCCCGCGCCCCGAAAACGUACCCCAGCACCUUCCUCAAGAACAAAAUCCGCAGGUGACGCCGAGGCGGCGACGGCUGAUCAGCUCCGCCUCUCGAUCGCUUCGACUGCGCAUGCGCCCGGGGGUUCAAGUUUACGAAGCGCCCCGCCCCCCUAAGAGGUGGAAAUGUUGGUGUGCGGACGCUGAUCAAGCUGGUCUUGUCGACUCAAAGUCACGCCGUCGGUUAACCAUCGUGUGUCGCCUCUCUCCUCAAGCUGUUUUGCGGACACGGCCGGCAGACUCGACACGGCCUUAUCUGACUGGGCUGCUGGUUUCUUGUGACAAACACGUGGACAGGAAAUGAGCCAAGAGGCUGUUCUCUGUCUGACGCUGACAUGCUUUUGAGUUUACGUUACCUAUUGUAUAUGGGUGCUGGGAGGUCUUCGUGUCUGGACAGCUUGUAGUUGUAUUUUUUUUUUCCCUGUGAAGCAAAUGACUAUCCCCCUCCCCCCCCCCUCCCCAAAUUAAAGCAUACAUAUGGUGUGAUCUCGUUUGCUUGAACUGGUCUGUAAUCUAGGCGAUUCUGUGUGAGUGAAAGCCAUCAGAACUUGUUCACGUGACAAAUGUAAUUCUCAUAGGAACGUUUACCAAAUGGGUUUAUGUGUAAUGAGCCUCCGAACCAGCUGCCUCUAUAAUCUCUGUCGUCAGCACGUAUUCAUCGUUGAAAACCAACAAAUGACUGUGUGACAUUUGACAAAAAAAAAAAAAAGA
Messenger RNA from Lampris incognitus (smalleye Pacific opah), 2596 nucleotides. RefSeq names its product ADAMTS-like 7 (gene adamtsl7). The coding region runs from base 1 to 1905 and encodes 634 amino acids. NCBI's taxonomy places the organism in Eukaryota, Metazoa, Chordata, Actinopteri, Lampriformes, Lampridae. Gene Ontology annotation, biological process: extracellular matrix organization. The transcript has 12 exons. Gene Ontology annotation, molecular function: metalloendopeptidase activity. Gene Ontology annotation, cellular component: extracellular matrix. The record is from RefSeq and is a predicted model, not a curated record.